Molecule: messenger RNA, 556 nt
Organism: Boeremia exigua
Lineage: Eukaryota; Fungi; Ascomycota; Dothideomycetes; Pleosporales; Didymellaceae
Exons: 1
Coding region: 1-471 (156 amino acids)
Source: RefSeq, a predicted model, not a curated record
AUGUCCUCUGAAGUCGAUCUGGUCCACUACAUCACCGUGACGCGCGAAAUCGACGCUCCCAUCGGCGAAGUCUGGGGCCUGGUAGCCGGCUUCGGAGCAGAGAAAGCAUGGUAUCCGGACGCAAAAUCCGUGUCUCUGACAGGAUUCGGCGUGGGCAGCAUCCGCACUUUCCACUUUGCAUAUCCCGCCGGCCCGAACAAGGGCGAAGAGUACAUCUUCUCGGAAGAUCAAGAGCUUACAGAGUGCGACGCGCCAAACUACUCCUUGACCUUCCGCGUCCGUCGCCCGGACUACCCCGACAUGGUCGCUUUCGGGACCACCGCCCUGACCUCGCUCGCGCCUGGCAAGACCCGCUUCGAUUGGCAUGCUAAAGGUUCGCGUCUGCCCGAUGAGUACGCCGACGUCCUGAAGACGGACCUGCAUGGGCGUUUCAAUGGCCUCAUCACCGCUAUGGCCAAGCAGCUCGUCUAGAACAAGGAAGAGCAUAGUUUGGAAAGCUUGUGGUCGUUGGACGGGUUACGGGGAGAAGAAGAUGGAAAGGGGGAGACGAAGACGG